AUGAGGAAGGGCUACGGAACCCAGGGUUCCAAGAAGGACCUUGAGGACACCUCGAGUGAAAGGGAGCUACCUCCGUUUCCAAAGAAGCAAAUGCUUAUCCUAGCCCUCUGCCGGAUAUGCGAACCUAUUGCGUUCAUGUCCAUCUUCCCUUACAUCUACUUCAUGAUCGAGGACUUCCAUAUCACAGAUGAUCCUAACAAGAUUUCUGUCUAUGCUGGCAUGGUCACCUCGGCGUUCACCCUAGCAGAAUUCUCAACUGGUGUUAUGUGGGGAAGGCUCAGCGACAAGGUCGGAAGAAAACCCAUCCUUCUCAUGGGUCUGACCGGAACAGCCAUUAGCGCCUUGAUUUUCGGAUUCGCUCCCAGUCUUUCAGUUGCCCUCUUCGCGAGGGCGUUGGGUGGCCUUUUGAACGGCAACAUCGGUGUUUUGCAAACAACUGUUGCUGAGCUUAUCACGGUAAAGGAGCACCAACCUCGCGCGUAUACAAUUAUGCCAUUGGUUUGGUGUCUUGGAUCUAUCGUUGGACCGAUGAUUGGUGGCGCGCUUGCGCGACCCUGCAUCAGCUAUCCCGACCUCUUCCCUCGUGGCACGAUCUGGGAGAAGUACCCAUAUCUGCUGCCUAACCUUUUCAGCGCCGUCGCAGUAUGCUGCGGUGUUGUCGUAGGAAUUCUGUUUCUGGAAGAGACUCACGCUGGCAAGAAGUCUAGGCGAGACCCGGGAAUCGAACUCGGAAAGCGCCUUACGCAGUGGGUGUCGGCGAAGACUUGUCGGGCCACCAGCCGCAAGGCUGAGAAGCAGCCCCUGCUCGACGAUUUCGAUGAGCUCCCAGGAUACCAAACGAGCGAGAGCUCGCCAGAACUCACGUCUAGCCCCGGGUCAGGCUCUCCCGAACCCUUGGACCUCGAAGCAAGCGGGGAACUGGCACCGCCAGCGAAACCCAUUCAGACAAUAUUCACCAAGCCAGUCAUUCUGAAUAUCAUUUCAUAUGGCAUCCUUGCCUUCCACACAAUGACCUUUGAUCAGCUCUUCCCAGUCUUCCUCAGCACCACGCCGCCGGAACCAGCGCCCGAAGUCGAGCUACCCUUCAAGUUUGUAUCGGGAUUCGGACUCGACACUAAAGAGAUUGGUGUGAUUCUCGCAGUCCAGGGCUUUUAUUCAAUGGUUUCGACGGUCUUCCUCUUCCCUUUCGUCGUCCGCAAGCUGGGCGCGUUGACCCUCUUCCGGCUCAUCGCCAUAUCCUACUUCCUGCUGUAUCUUACGACGCCUUACUUGGUCCUCCUCCCCGAGAAUCUCCGAAUGGUCGGGAUCUACGUCAUGGUGAUUUGGAAGUGCACGUUUUCGACGAUGGCUUAUCCCAGCAAUGCCAUUCUCCUCACCAACUCGGCGCCCACUCUCCUUUCCUUGGGAACCAUUAAUGGCGUCGCCGCCUCUACCGCCAGUUUGUGCCGUGCGUUCGGUCCAACCAUCUCGGGAUUCCUCUACUCGUUGGGUUUGCAGAGCGGCUACUCCGGAUUGGCGUGGUGGUGCAGCGGCAUUACUACCAUUGCCGGAGCUGUGUUGAGCCUUCGUCUGACGGAACCUCGUGGGCGACUCGACGAACCUGACGAGACGCCGAAGGUCUCUCCUGCAGACCCCAGUCCGGAACUGUCGAGCAGUGAGGAACGUCGCGAAUAA
Molecule: messenger RNA, 1674 nt
Organism: Scedosporium apiospermum
Lineage: Eukaryota; Fungi; Ascomycota; Sordariomycetes; Microascales; Microascaceae
Exons: 6
Coding region: 1-1674 (557 amino acids)
Biological process (GO): transmembrane transport
Molecular function (GO): transmembrane transporter activity
Source: RefSeq, a predicted model, not a curated record